Notothenia coriiceps (black rockcod) is the source of this 1766-nucleotide messenger RNA. RefSeq names its product cytochrome P450 3A25-like. Gene Ontology annotation, molecular function: oxidoreductase activity, acting on paired donors, with incorporation or reduction of molecular oxygen; monooxygenase activity; iron ion binding. NCBI's taxonomy places the organism in Eukaryota, Metazoa, Chordata, Actinopteri, Perciformes, Nototheniidae. Bases 85 to 756 code for a protein of 223 amino acids. The record is from RefSeq and is a predicted model, not a curated record. The transcript has 6 exons.
UCUCGGGGCCCCACCGUCAGCCUAAGGUCCUCUGUGUCGUCGUGUUGAGUACUCCAAGCUCUGGACGCCGCGAGAGACAAACUGAUGGACAUCAUCAAAGACAAACUAGAGAAUGACAAACAGGCGUUUGUCGGAUCCCUUGGUUCUUUGCCGCUGCCAGACUCCAGUUCUGCCUCCCAGCAUCUCCUGCUGUUCAUCUCAGCUCUGAUCCCUAAAGCUCUGGCCUCGCUGCUCACCUCCUUCACACUGGCUCUCAGUGGAGACCCGCAGACCCGCCGCCGACUAUUAGAAGACCCUGAUUACCUGCGCUUAGUGCUGCUGGAGGUUCAGAGACUUUGGCCUCCUUUUAUUGGUGGACGAAGAAUAACUGAUAAGGACUCCACGCUCGCAGGGUUUCAUGUCCCAAAGGAUUACGGGGCGAUCUAUAUCAGCCACUCCGUCCACCGGGACCCGGAGGUGUUCCAGCAGCCGGACGACUUCCUGCCGGAGAGAUGGAGCGGGAGGAACGCAGGCCAGGAGCACUUCCUGUGUUCAUUCGGCAACGGACCAAGAAACUGCAUUGGAACUAAACUUACAGAUGUCUUCCUUAAGGAAGCGUGCAUGUACCUGUUGAAUCACUACGACUGGUGUUUGGACCCGCCAUCUCAGGACCUCGAGUACAAAUGGCUGCCUGUGUCUCGCCCCGCCAACACCCCCACCGUCUCCUUCACCCAACUGGAUCAGACGCAAUCUGACAGGAGCAAUGACACCAGCUAGGGAUGCACAGUAUGUUAAGAGGUGCUGAUAAAGAAACAGAACAUAUGAGCACAUAAAAGAAAAGAGCUAGAGGCCUGAAUGCCAGUCUAGAAUGUGAAAAUGAAGCUGGAAAAAAAUGUGAACGCACACAGAGGGAUUCCAGAAAACUACAAGGCUUUCCCCUGCCGCCUAUUAUACAGUAAUUGUCCCGGGGAAAGCUGAGUGUUCCGGUUGCACUCUGUGUUCUCCUGCCAGAUAUUUGCACCUUGAUGAAUCUGCAACGAAGACAAAAUAAAUUACCCAUAAUCCUCAUUCCAUUGCUGAAUCUUACACUGAUAGACAGCAUUUUUUGGUCUGUAUAUAAAUUAGUAACUUAUUAUAAUUAAAAGAUCAACAUUAUUAAAUGUUAUAUAUUAGACUUUUAGUUUUACUGCGAUUCAUCUUCCUUUUUAACGUGGUGAAGAGAUUGAAAUAACCUCCAAACAGCUUUUUUAUGGUAGAAAUCAUAUUUUUUCCCCACACUGCAGUAUCAAUAUUUAAACCAAAAAAAGUCCAUGGAAACACACACACACACACACACACACACACACACACACACACACACACACACACGCACACACACACGCACACACACACGCACACACACACUAACCUAAUUAUUUUUGAUAGCAGUUGUCAGUGAUAAACUCACCAUCUGAAUCACAUGUAAAUAUGAGAGUGUUUGAGAGUGAGCGCCUACAUUUAAAAUAACCUUAGUAACCCUCGAUGAUUUUUAUUAGAACAUGAAUCAUAAGCUAAUUGCAGUUUCUGCUACAGUGAUUUGAAAGAUUUUUUUAAAUCCUAUUUAUUUAUAUUCAAGUGGUACACAUUCGUUAUAUUAUUUAACUUAAUCCGUUUGUUUGCAUACUUAUUUAAUUGCUUUUAAUAUGAUUGUUUAUGUUGUGUUAUGGUUUGAUGUACAGUAUGAGCCAGUGUAACAUUAUGUUAGUUAGUAUGACAUCUCAACUAUUAUUCUACUAAAAAUAAAUGUA